AUGGUGUCCAACCUUACCCGGAGCUGGCAGAAGUGGGUGUCCGAGAUCAAAGACAAGCUGGCCAAGGAGCCUAUCAGCUGGGCUCCUCACCCCUUAAGAGAGCUUUGGGACGAACCACCAAAGACACCAAGCACCACUAAAUUAGGAACCUGGCAGAAGAAGUCCCGGAUCAAGACCAAGCAGGUGGUGAAGACUGUGACCAGCGGCGUUCAGGAGAGGAGUGUGGGAACUACAUUUCUGACCGAGCUAAUUUGUAUGGAGGCUCCAUCGCCAGGGGAGGAGAUAGACAGGACACUGAGCAAGAGGGGGUCGCUCGCACUCCACAGAAAGUGCUCCAAAGUGUCGAAACUGACCCUCAGCUGGAAGCAGGAGAAGGAGCGGAAUACAGACAGCACUGGGUCAUCCAGGGAGGCCAUGCAGAGGGAUAGUGACAGCAUCUCACCUAAAGGGAAAGUUGAGUCAUGGGUGAAGGUCAAAAGACCCUCCAGCUCAGUGAGCAAAAAGGACUUGGAUGACGCCAACAAGAUCAACGCUCUCUCAAAGAAGUACAGUGCCGUGGGCAAUCUAAAAAGUCGCUGGCAGAACUGGUCCUCGACGAACACCGUCAACCAGAAGCUCAACCCCUUCAGUGAGGACUUUGACUAUGAAUACUCCAUGUCCCUACGCCUCCACAAAGGCGAGGAGGGUUACGGACGCCCCAAGGAGGACACCAAAACAGCCGAACGUCCCGAGCAACACAUCCACGGUGAGAAUGCCGACAUGUGCUAUGUGAUCAGGACUAUGAACGACCCAGAUCUGGAUUGGAAGACCCGCGUCACUUUCAGAGAACUGUUUGAUAGAUACGUACGCGUCUCUGACAAGGUGGUGGGGAUUCUUCUGAGAGCCAAGAGGCAUGGGAAGGUGGCGUUCGAAGAGGAGAUGCUGUGGCAAGGGCAGGAUGAUGGUGUUAUCAUCACCCUGUUGGUGUGA
This is a messenger RNA of Salmo salar (Atlantic salmon), 969 nucleotides long. It is a transcript of the gene abrab, whose product is annotated as actin binding Rho activating protein b. The record is from RefSeq and is a predicted model, not a curated record. Gene Ontology annotation, cellular component: sarcomere. Gene Ontology annotation, biological process: positive regulation of transcription by RNA polymerase II; positive regulation of Rho protein signal transduction. Lineage: Eukaryota; Metazoa; Chordata; Actinopteri; Salmoniformes; Salmonidae. Gene Ontology annotation, molecular function: actin binding.